Sporisorium graminicola is the source of this 702-nucleotide messenger RNA. RefSeq lists its product as uncharacterized. The record is from RefSeq and is a predicted model, not a curated record. The coding region runs from base 1 to 702 and encodes 233 amino acids. NCBI's taxonomy places the organism in Eukaryota, Fungi, Basidiomycota, Ustilaginomycetes, Ustilaginales, Ustilaginaceae. Gene Ontology annotation, molecular function: catalytic activity. The transcript is spliced from 4 exons.
AUGUCUUCGUCGUCCGAGAGCGACUGGAAAAGACUAAUCCGCUUUGUGGCAGUCGAAGAUGGUAAAGAGCAUUUUGGACAGCCAGUGGAUGAUAAGGCGGACAUUGGUCUGCUCGCUAGCAAAGGCAAUAAGAUCCAGGCAUACGAAAUCGUGGGAGACAAUGUUCCUUUCAACGGUUGGGUGGACAUUGACACGGUCUACACAGUUAAGAAGCUGUCGGCACCCAUCCGAAGAGACCAAGCCGGGGGAAGUAUUCGUUUGCUAGGUGCCAACUUCAAAAGACAUAUCGAGGAGGCUGGUAUUGCCAAACCGAAGGAACCUGUUCUGAUGAUCGUACCACGAACAGCGCUGGCCGGUCCUGGCGAUAUUCCUAUUCCUCCCUUCGUCCAUAAAGGCAAGGACCAACUGGAUUACGAAAGUGAACUGGCUGUUAUCAUCGGAAAGGAUGCUAGAGACGUUCCCCGGGAGAAGGCCUUCGACUAUGUACUAGGCGAUUGGAUCUUCAACGUCCAGGAUGCGAUCUCAUUCCUCUCAAACGGUACCACCUUGGAAGCAGGUACUGUCAUCCAGAUGGGUACUCCUAGCGGUGUUGGUUGGUUCAAAGAUCCUAAAGGCCUGAUCAAGGACGGAGACACUUUUUCUGCUCUCGAGAAGGGGGCCGUCGAGUUCACUUGGCCUAACUCUGGACUUGCGGCUAGCUAG